GGUUUUCUCCUUGGAGAUGUGAAAGGUGAAGCCAAGAACAGCAUUACUGACUCACAAAUGGACGAUGUUGAGGUUGUGUAUACAAUUGAUAUACAGAAGCAUAUUCCAUGCUACCAGUUGUUCAGCUUUUAUAACUCUGCAGGAGAACUGAAUGAACUUGCUCUGAAGAAAAUACUAUCAGGAUGUAAGAAGAGUGUAAUAGGGUGGUACAAAUUCCGACGGAACACGGAGCAGACCAUGACAUUCCGGGAGAGACUUCUUCACAAGAACCUGCAGUCACACCUCUCAAACCAGGGCCUGGUGUUCCUCCUGCUUACCUCCAGCGUGAUGACAGAAACCUGUUCUACUUACAGACUGGAACAUGCCUUACAUCGGCCCCAGGAAGGUCUUUUCCAGAAAGUCCCUUUGGUGGUUACCAACUUGGGGAUGGCAGAACAGCAAGGUUACAGAACAGUGUCUGGUUCCUGCAUGUCUUCUGGUUUUGUGAGAGCAGUAAGAAAACACAGGUCACAGUUCUUUCAUGAAGAUGGAUCCCUGCAAGAGGUUCAUAAGAUCAAUGAGAUGUAUGCCACCUUGCAGGAGGAACUGAAGAAAAUAUGCUUUACAGUAGAAGUCAGUGAACGAUGCGUAGAGAAUCUCUUAGCAGAGGUGAGGCAAUUAAAAGAAGAAAUAAAGAGGAAAAAGCAACAAAGUUGUACAGGUAAAAACUCCUCAGGAGAGCCAAAGGAGAACAUGCUCCUUUGUCAGGCACUGCAAACAUUUUUCCCCAAUUCUGGACUUCAGACAUGUAUUGUUUCCUUCAAAGGCCAACACAUCUCCCAGAACUGCUGUAACAUUGACCAUAACAUUAAUGUCCUGGACAAACUGACUCUCAUGGUAGAGGAAAAGGAUUUCACUGAAGCUGAAAUGAGACAGCAAAGCAAGCGUAAAGCCAGAGGUACCACAGCAGGAGCAAAGGCUCUCAAGAAAUCCAGAUCAUUGCAGCUUCACCAAAAAUCACUUCAAGACCAAGAGGACAGUGACCAAGAAAUGAAGCUUGUGCUGAGUAGCACUGAAACGGAUGAGGAUUUGUUUGAACAGAGAGACACAAACAAAUCCUCACAGUCUCCUACUUUCUGA
Acanthisitta chloris (rifleman) is the source of this 1119-nucleotide messenger RNA. RefSeq names its product family with sequence similarity 175, member A (gene ABRAXAS1). Gene Ontology annotation, biological process: attachment of spindle microtubules to kinetochore; protein K63-linked deubiquitination; mitotic spindle assembly. The record is from RefSeq and is a predicted model, not a curated record. Gene Ontology annotation, cellular component: nucleus. Bases 58 to 1119 code for a protein of 353 amino acids. The transcript is spliced from 8 exons. Lineage: Eukaryota; Metazoa; Chordata; Aves; Passeriformes; Acanthisittidae. Gene Ontology annotation, molecular function: polyubiquitin modification-dependent protein binding; microtubule binding.